This is a messenger RNA of Dovyalis caffra, 807 nucleotides long. NCBI's taxonomy places the organism in Eukaryota, Viridiplantae, Streptophyta, Magnoliopsida, Malpighiales, Salicaceae. The record is from the annotation of a GenBank genome assembly.
AUGGCUGUUGCAAUAGGUAGAGCUUUCGCUAUUCAGCCAUGUUUCUCUUCCUCCUUGUGCUCCUUGUCUGAGAACAUAAAUAAGUCAUCAUUCGCAGCAUAUACGUUUUUGCCUGCCAAACCUAGAAACAUUCGUUGCACACCAGUUGUGGUUCAUGCCCAACAGCGACCCACAUGGCUUCCUGGACUUGACCCUCCACCUUAUCUUGAUGGAACUUUGGCUGGAGAUUUUGGGUUCGACCCACUUGGCCUCGGAGAGGACCCGGAAAGCCUGAAGUGGUAUGUGCAGGCAGAGUUGGUCCAUGCUCGCUUUGCCAUGGCUGGAGUUGCAGGAAUUCUUUUCACAGAUUUACUACGCGUGACAGGGAUUACCAAAUUGCCAGUUUGGUAUGAAGCAGGUGCUGUGAAAUUCGAAUUUGCAAGCACAAGGACUUUGAUUAUUGUCCAAUUGCUCUUGAUGGGAUUUGUUGAGACAAAAAGGUACAUGGAUUUCAUUAGUCCUGGAUCUCAAGCAAAGGAAGGAUCUUUCUUUGGAUUGGAAUCUGCACUAGAAGGCUUGGAACCCGGCUAUCCUGGAGGUCCUCUGCUAAACCCUCUUGGCCUGGCUAGAGAUAUCAAAAAUGCCCACGACUGGAAGCUUAAAGAGAUUAAAAAUGGACGGCUUGCUAUGGUAGCCAUGCUGGGCAUUUUUGUGCAAGCUGCAAUAACUCAUACAGGUCCAAUUGAUAACCUCGUAGAGCACCUCUCUAACCCGUGGCACAAAACUAUCGUUCAAACCCUAGCUAACUUUAGUUCCUAUUCGAAAUAG